GCAAUCUUGCUUGUUGAACGACUCGGAGUAUUCCAGUUCCAGCAUUUCCCCCUUUCUAGUUUUCAGAUUUCUUCCGACUCUAGCUGAAUUUUUGGAUUUUGUCACGUAAAACGUGUUAUCGUUUUGUCAAGAUGCAGGUGCCGCCAAUUUUCAUGGAAUUGCCAUUGGAUGAUCAGGCGCAAGAAUUGAGAGUAUAUUUUAAGAGUCUUGGUGCAGAAAUUAGCGAAGAGAAAUCUCCUAAAGGCAUAGAAGAUGAUUUGCACAAGAUUAUUGGGGUGUGUGAGGCAUGUUUCAAAGAAGGAAAUGAAAAUGAAAUAGAAACUGUAUUAAACGACAUUGUUUCUAUUAUGAUUCUGAUACCUACAGAACGUGCUGAAAAUUUAAUUUUGGCAUUCUGUGAGAAACUUGUAAAAGCACCUGGCUACAAGCUCGGAUUGGUUUGCUUAAAAGCUUUAUGGCUCUUAUUUCAAUCUCUUGCUGAUGAUUCUCCAAUGAGAUAUCAUGUUUAUUAUCACUUGGUACAAAUAGCCCGCAAUGUUGAUCAAGUAAAAGCUGUAUAUAGUGGAAUAGAUCAAUUGAAACAACAAUUUGCUUCCUUUCCUCCAUCGAAUGAGCAAAUGCAAAAAUUGCUGCGUUUACUGCAUGAAGUUCUUUUAAGCUGCAAACAGGGAGAGCAAGCAGCAGCCGUCAUGGUAGAACUGUUGGGAACUUACACAGCUGAGAAUGCUUCUGCAGCUAGAGAAGAUGCACAGCGUUGUAUAUUAGCUGCAUUAGCGGAUCCAAAUACAUUUUUGUUAGAUCCGCUUUUAGCUUUGAAACCUGUGAGAUUUUUAGAAGGAGAAUUGAUACACGAUUUACUUCUUGUAUUUGUGCAAGAUAAAUUACCAGCAUAUUUGCAUUUCUAUCAACAUCAUAGAGAAUUUGUAGAGCAUCAACUUGGAUUAAAUCAUGAACAAAACAUGAAGAAGAUGAGGCUGUUGACCUUUAUGCAACUUGCAGAGACAAAUCCAGAAAUGUCUUUUGAUACUAUACAAGAGGAAUUGCAAAUUGAUGAAUCUGAAGUAGAAAGUUUUAUAAUUGAUGUUUUAAAAACCAAACUUGUGAGAGCUCGCAUGGAUCAAGCUGGUCGUAAAGUAUUAAUUUCGAGCACGAUGCAUAGAACGUUUGGUCGUCCGCAAUGGAUGCAACUGCGAGAUUUACUUGUAUCGUGGAAAGCUAAUCUUUCGGCUGUGCAGGAUGGCAUGAAGACCGUAGCCGCUGCACAAAUGGAGCUUGCGGCAAAAAAUAAAGCUACUCUUGCUCACUGACAGUAUCGAAAAAUUCCAUAAGUAUACAUACAUGAUUAUUUAUAAAAAUAACGUAAAUGAUCAAAAGUUGAAAUUUUUUCCAAAAUAUGACAGAAAUUCAUUCAGUUCAGUUGUACGAGGGCGGUUUGAUAAGCAAUAGAAUUUGAAAUGAAAAUGCAAUAUUCAGCGAAACCGAUUUUACUAUCAUAUACCCCCAUCUUUUUAAUGUCUGUUAAAAUUUCAGCCUACUCCAUCCAUUAGUUUUGUGUUGGCAGCCGAUUAAAGUGAACGUCUCAGUCAUUUUCGUAAAUAUGGAAAAAGAACAAUUUUUUCCCUGCGAGCCAUUUUCUCAUGUUGGGAAACAGGAAAAAGUCGCUGGGAGCCAAAUUUGGAGAAUACAGUGGAUGGAGGAGCAGUUUGUACGCCAAUUCGACCAGUUUGGCUCUUUUCCCAUAUCAUUUGCUCUUUUUCCAUAUUUAUGAAAAUGACUGAGACGUUCACUUUAAUUGGCUGCCAACACAAAACUAAUGGACGGAGUAGGCUGAAAUUUUAACAGGCGUUGUUAGAAAAAUGGGGGUAUAUGAUGGUAAAACUGAUUACACUGAAUAUUGUGUUUUCAUUUCAAAUCCUACUACUUAUCAGACCAUUCUCGUAAAAGAAAUGUAGAACUAAAAAUAAAUGGUAAUAAUUAUAUCACGAUAUUACGUCUGUAUAAUGCAAAGCUGUUAAAUAGAAAAUUUUUACAUAAUUUUGAACAUACAUUUAUACAUAUACUUUAUAUAUAAAAGCAAAGUAUGUUAAUCAUCUCAUCCCUCUGUGUCAAAUUGUGUCAUAAAAUAAACAGUGAUUUAAAUUUCUCAUAAUAAAGUAUGUACAUUAAAA
Molecule: messenger RNA, 2168 nt
Organism: Solenopsis invicta (red fire ant)
Lineage: Eukaryota; Metazoa; Arthropoda; Insecta; Hymenoptera; Formicidae
Gene: eIF3m
Product: eukaryotic translation initiation factor 3 subunit M
Exons: 7
Coding region: 132-1307 (391 amino acids)
Biological process (GO): cytoplasmic translational initiation
Cellular component (GO): cytoplasm; eukaryotic translation initiation factor 3 complex
Molecular function (GO): translation initiation factor activity
Source: RefSeq, a predicted model, not a curated record